UCGGCGCCCAUUUUCACGCCCAAGGCCAAGCUCCGCGCGCCGGGGACGCGCCUGGCGCCCUGUUCCUAGGCGCUCUCUUCCACAGCUACUUUGCAAGCCCCCGCGCGCGCCGGAACCCCGGAAGAGCCGGACUCCCCUUAGGAGCUAUCUCCCGAAACAUGACCUAGAGGCGCCAGCGCGGGCAGGUGGCCGCGGCAGCCGCGCCAGGCGCGCCAGCCACCAUGAAUAAGGCAGCUGGCGGGGACGAGCUCACAGAACUCUUCGGUCAGGUCCCGGACCUUCUGCAGGCGGCUAACUUCAGCGGCAACGCGUCGCUGCAGCUCCAGGACUUGUGGUGGGAGCUGGGGCUGGAGUUGCCGGACGGCGCGGCGCCGGGGCACCCCCCGAGCGGCGGCGGGGCGGAGAGCGCGGACCCCGAGGCCCGGGUGCGCAUCCUCGUCAGCGUGGUGUACUGGGUGGUUUGCGCCCUGGGGCUGACCGGCAACCUGCUGGUGCUCUAUCUGAUGAAGAGCAAGCAGGGCUGGCGCAAGUCCUCCAUCAACCUCUUCGUCACCAACCUGGCGCUGACGGACUUCCAGUUCGUGCUCACUCUGCCCUUCUGGGCCGUGGAAAACGCCCUUGACUUCAAAUGGCCCUUCGGCAAGGCCAUGUGUAAGAUCGUAUCCAUAGUGACGUCCAUGAACAUGUAUGCCAGCGUUUUCUUUCUCACCUCCAUGAGCGUGGCGCGCUACCACUCGGUGGCCUCGGCUCUUAAGAGCCACCGGACCCGAGGGUACGGCCGGGGCGACUGCUGCGGCCAGAGCCUGGGGGACAGCUGCUGCUUCUCCGUCAAAGCACUGUGCGCGAUGAUCUGGGCCUCCGCCGCGCUGGCCUCGCUGCCCAACGCCGUCUUCUCCACCACGGUCAAGGUGAUGGGGGAGGAGCUGUGCCUGGUGCGCUUCCCCGACAGGUUGCUGGGCCGCGACAGGCAGUUCUGGCUGGGCCUCUACCACUUGCAGAAGGUGCUGCUGGGCUUCGUGCUGCCGCUAGGCAUCAUCAGCCUGUGCUACCUGCUGCUGGUGCGCUUCAUCUCCGACCACCGCGUGGCAGGGACCGAAGGAGGAGCCUCAGCGGCCGGGGGAGGCCUGGCCGGAGCCAGCGCUCGGAGACGCUCCAAGGUCACCAAAUCAGUGACCAUCGUGGUCCUGUCCUUCUUCUUGUGUUGGCUGCCCAACCAGGCGCUCACCACCUGGAGCAUCCUCAUCAAGUUCAACGCGGUGCCCUUCAGCCAAGAGUACUUCCUGUGCCAGGUGUACGCGUUCCCCGUGAGCGUGUGCCUGGCGCACUCCAACAGCUGUCUCAAUCCCAUCCUCUACUGCCUCGUCCGCCGCGAGUUCCGCAAAGCGCUCAAGAACCUACUGUGGCGCAUCGCGUCGCCUUCUCUCACCAGCAUGCGCCCUUUCACCGCCACCACCAAGCCUGAGCCGGAGGACCAGGGACUGCAGGCCCUGGCGCCUCUCCGCCAAGCCGCGGAGCCCGACCUGCUCUACUGCCCGCCUGGCGUGGUGGUCUACAGCGGCGGGCGCUACGACCUGCUGCCCAGCAGCUGGGUCUACUGACGCGGGCCGAAGUCCAGGGUGCGCGCAAACUGCAAAGCUGUUUUUCCUGGAGGGAAAAGAGCAGAGCGGGUGAAGGGAUGCGAGGGGGACCUCCGGAUCGAGAGUUUAGGAGGGAGGAGGAUGGAGAGGAGCACAAAGGAGCAGCCUAAGAAGAGGUUGGGGACCUCCUCCGGAGAGGGGAGGCUGCGAACGCAGGUGGAGAGACAAGCUGGCAAAGGGGCCGAGCUCAGCCUUACAGGCCCAAGCCAUCAGCCUCCGUUCCCCUUCUCUCUACACGCACUCCCUUCCUCCUCUUAGGCUACGUAGUGUAGGCUGGGCAGUGUAGGGCGCCCAGAAGGAGGAGAAAGGCAUCCGGAAUGUAGAGUAAUUCGGGGGCGAGGAAGUGGCCUCAGCCAAAUGGUGCGCAGACAGUUGAGCACAUGUAUUUCAGAAACUUUUUUUUUGGCAGCUCUUGAAAAACUCCUCAAGGUGCACGCAGCCGGGGGAGCCACCCUCAAAGCCUUUGCGCCCUGGUUCUGGGACAGCCGGGGUGCGAAGGUCUGAUCUGCUGCUUGGCUGCGGGCAGGCCUAAAGUAUGGGACCCGGAAACUUUUUCGGAGUUGAAAGAAAGAAGCGACAACCUUGUUCCGCCCGCAGGAGCAAUGCACCAAGAAAGAGCCACCUCCCAUGAGGCGUAUGCUUUAUCUUUUGGGUCGCGGAGAGUGCGCACACCCGGAGCCGGACUGGAACUCUGCGCUGCUCAAGGGUCGCCGGAACCAAAACGCUCGCCUGUGCUAGAACAGCUCUUUGCCGGGGAGUGGCUUCCCUGCGAGAGCGAGCGGACUCAGUGAGAUUACAGAGGCUGAAGAGAGCGACUUCUUCAGGCUGCUGCUGC
Capra hircus (goat) is the source of this 2472-nucleotide messenger RNA. RefSeq names its product relaxin/insulin like family peptide receptor 3 (gene RXFP3). Gene Ontology annotation, cellular component: membrane. Gene Ontology annotation, biological process: G protein-coupled receptor signaling pathway; immune response. The record is from RefSeq and is a predicted model, not a curated record. Gene Ontology annotation, molecular function: G protein-coupled receptor activity. Bases 222 to 1598 code for a protein of 458 amino acids. NCBI's taxonomy places the organism in Eukaryota, Metazoa, Chordata, Mammalia, Artiodactyla, Bovidae. The transcript has a single exon.